AUGGCCGAUGAGAAUCCACAACCAGUUCUACGCAAAGGAAAAGAAUUGAUUGAAAAAGUCUUGGACGUCUAUUCUCAGACUUGGACCAAAAAUGAAGAGAAUCACCUAAAAUUAAAAUCUAAGCUCAGUUUCAAUUGUAAUGGUUUUGACGAGGCCAUAGUGACUCAGGAAAACACUCCUCUGAGGUCUGAGGUGGUUUACGAUGGAGACAAGAACAAGACCACUGUGAUGGUGACAGAGGAGAUCUUCAGCACAUUUGCAAAGACUCACCCUUUCUCAAACAAAAGUCUGGACACAUGUGCUGUUGUUGGGAAUGGGGGGAUUCUGGCCAAUAGCAGCUGUGGAGAGGCCAUAGACUCCGCCCAAUUUGUGAUCAGGUGCAACAUGCCGCCACUAGAGGGCAAAUUCUCCAUAGAUGUGGGGACAAAGACUGAUAUUGUGACCGCGAAUCCGAGUAUUCUUGUAGAAAAAUAUGGAAGACUUCUGAACCAUCGCCGUCCCUUUGUUGACCACGCCCGUCUCUAUGGUAACGCCAUGCUGCUCACUCCCACGUUCUCCUACAGUCACAACACAGAGCUGAUCCUACGCGCCUUCUACACCCUCGAGGACUUUGAGCUAAAGACCCGACCCGUGUCCAUGAACCCAAACUACCUCAAAAACCUGGACCUCUUCUGGAGGUCUCAAGGUUUAAAUCCCCAAAAAAGGCUCAGCACUGGUCUCAUGAUGGCCAGUUUGGUGUUGGAGAUUUGUGACAAUGUGCAUCUGUAUGGAUUCUGGCCAUUCGAUCUUCACCCACACACUAAACAGCCGCUCAGUCAUCAUUACUAUGAUAACAGACUGCCUACACCAGGGUCUCACUCCAUGCCAGCUGAGUUUGAAUUGCUGCUAAAGUUCCAUAGAAAAGGGGUCCUCAAACUUCACCUGGGACAGUGUCCACCUCCCAAAUAA
Messenger RNA from Boleophthalmus pectinirostris (great blue-spotted mudskipper), 948 nucleotides. Its product is annotated as alpha-2,8-sialyltransferase 8F-like. The transcript is spliced from 6 exons. Lineage: Eukaryota; Metazoa; Chordata; Actinopteri; Gobiiformes; Gobiidae. Bases 1 to 948 code for a protein of 315 amino acids. Gene Ontology annotation, molecular function: alpha-N-acetylneuraminate alpha-2,8-sialyltransferase activity. Gene Ontology annotation, biological process: N-glycan processing; oligosaccharide metabolic process. The record is from RefSeq and is a predicted model, not a curated record.